UGUCUCUCUGCGUGCGUGUGUGUCUCCGUGCACUUCUCCUCGGAGGUUGCACAUGGUUUUGGGGAUGUCGUCAGAGCUCGCGGGCGGGGAGCAGCCCCCCUGUUAAGUAGCGGGUCGCUCGGAGAGUCUUCCCACUUGGAAAGAGGCUCGCCGACGCGUCUGGGAACCACCGGAGAAAAAAGGGAAGAUCUCCCCGGACCUCCAGCGGACCUCCAGCGGACCUCCAGCGCUCAGCAGACACUUCUCCCCGUGAACUCUGAUCCGUGGACACACAACCAAAGACAUCCGGGUCCUCAGCUUCUUCCAUGAGCCGCUGAGCCGCCGAGCUGAAGAUGAAGAGCGGAGCGUCUGCGCUCCUGGCGCUGCUCCUGGCCUCCUCCAUGGCCUCCUCCGGGGCCCAGGGUCCAGUCGACCCACCGACAAAUUUGAGAUUUAAGAUUUUAAAUGAGAACACGGUGCAAAUGGUGUGGAGCAAACCCCAGUCGAGCAUAGAGGGCUACAGAAUACGAGUGACCUCAGACACAGACGAACCAACGAAAGAAUUUACUCUGCCGGCAUCUGCGACAAAGACCUCCAUCCCUGACCUGAGUCCAGAUGUGAAUUAUGCCGUAACGAUACUUGCGUACGCCGGAUCAGAGGAGAGUCUGCCGGUCAGCGGCCAGCUCACACUCGAGUCGAGUGGCGACACCAGAGGAGCUUCCAGGAAACCAGACCCUUCACAUUCCACCAAAUGCUCCUCCAGCGCCGUGGCCGAUGUGGUGUUCUUGGUGGACGGCUCCUGGAGCGUCGGCAGGCCGAACUUCAAGUACGUGCGCGGCUUCCUGUCGGCGGCGGCCGGCGCCUUUCAGGUGGGGGCGGACCGGACCCGGGUGGGCGUGGUCCAGUACGGCAGCGACCCGCGGACCGAGUUCCCCCUCAACCGCCACGCCACCCGACCCGAGCUGCUCCGCGCCAUCGGCUCGCUGCCCUACAAGGGGGGAGACACCAAGACAGGCGACGCUCUGGACUACGUCCUGAAGAACAGCUUCACCGAGGAGGCCGGGGCCCGGAAGGACUUCCCCAAAGUUCUGGUGAUCAUCACGGACGGCAAGUCGGAGGAUCCGGUGGAGACCGCUGCCCGCCAGCUCCGGAGCGCCGGGGUGGAGAUCUUUGUGCUCGGCGUCCAGCAGGCGGACGCUGAGGAGAUGAAGCUGAUGGCCUCGGCGCCUCACAGAGGUCACGUCUUCACCGUGGACAACUUCGACCAGAUCAGGAGCGUGCAGAAGCAGCUCGUCGCUCAGCUGUGCGCCGGCGUGGACGAGCAGCUCUCCGCCAUCGUCAGCGGGGAAGAAGGCGUGGAGCCGGCCUCCAACCUCCAGGUCCUCGAGGUGGCCUCCAAGUCGGUGCGGCUGACCUGGGACGCCCCCAUCGGAGAGUACUCCGGCUACGUGGUGAAGACGGUCCCCAUGAUGGCCGGCGCCAAGCGGCAGGAGCUGUACGUGGGCCCGGCCCAGAGCUCGGUGGUGGUCAGGGACCUUUCUCCAGACACAGAGUACCAGAUCAGUGUGUCGGCCCUGAGGGGCCUGGUGGCCAGCGAGCCCCUCGCCGUCAUGCAGAAGACCCAACCGGUGAACGUGUUAAUGGAGUGCUCUCUCGGCGUGGACGUCCAGGCCGACGUGGUCCUCCUGGUCGACGGAUCCUACAGCAUCGGCCUGGUGAACUUUGCUAAAGUGCGAGCCUUCCUGGAGGUGCUGGUCACCACCUUCGACAUCGGGCGAGACAAGGUCCAGAUCAGCCUGGUCCAGUACAGCAGGGACCCCCACACCGAGUUCUACCUCAACACCUACCACGACCGGGCCGCCAUGGUGAAGGCCGUGAGGAGCUUCCCGUACCGCGGCGGCUCCACCAACACCGGCAGGGCCAUGACCUACGUGAGGGAGAAGGUCUUCCAGACUGCCAGGGGGGCGCGGCCCAACGUCCCCCGCGUCAACAUCCUCAUCACAGACGGGAAGUCCUCCGACGCCUUCCAGGAGCCGGCCACCAAGCUGAGGCGGGCCGACGUGGAGAUCUUCGCCGUGGGCGUGAAGGACGCCGUGCGGACGGAGCUGGAGGCCAUCGCCAACGAGCCCGCCGACACCCACGUGUACACGGUGGAUGACUUCGACGCCUUCCAGAGGAUCUCCAAGGAGCUCACGCAGUCCAUCUGCCUGAGGAUCGAGCAGGAGCUCAGCGCCAUCCAGCAGAGGCGCCUGACACAGCCGAGGGCCCUGACCUUCUCAGAGGUCGGCCCCAGAAGCUUCCGGGCCGCCUGGCAGAUCGACGCCCCCAACGUGGAGUCCUUCCUGGUCCAGUUCAAGCCGGCGGGCGGCGAGGACGGACAAUUCGUGUCCAUGUCCGUCCCUGGGGACGAGCUCGCCGCGGUCCUCCCCAACCUCGUCCCUGUCACCCGCUACGAGGUCAACGUCCACGCGCAGUACGACAAGGGGCGGAGCUUACCCGUGACCGGCUUCGAGACCACCUUAGAAGAACUGGGCUCCGUGAGCUCCCUGAGGGUCUCCGAGGAGACCGCGGACAGUUUCAGGGUCUCGUGGCGGCCGGCGCCGGGAGACGUCGCUCGCUACCGGCUGACCUACCAACCGGUGGGGGGCGAAGGCUCCAGGCUCGAGACCCACACCGCGGGACCCGAGACCACCAUCGUGCUGCAGGAGCUGCGGCCUCUGACCACCUACCGGGUCACCGUCACUGCGGAGUACGGGUCGGGCCCCGGGGGGGCGCUGCAGACCGAGGGCACCACCAAAGAAGUCAGAGGCUCCCCCCGCGACCUGAGGGUUUUCGACGAGACGGCGUCCUCCAUGAAGGCCUCGUGGGAGGCGGCGCCGGGCGGCGUGCUCCGGUACCGCGUGGCGUACAGACCCUCCGCCGGCGGCCCCGCCAACGAGGUGUCGGUGAGUGGCGACACCAACGUCGCCCUCCUCAAGGACCUGCAGCCCGGGACCCAGUACGACGUCGCCGUCAGCGCUCAGUACCCGUCGGGCCCGGGCGGCGCCCUGGAGGGGCGGGGCUCCACGCUGGAAGAGAUGGGCCCCCCCAGGGACCUGGUCACUAGUGACGUCACCGACUCCAGCUUCGCGGUGUCCUGGGCGGCGGCGCCCGGCGCCGUGAGGACGUACCGGGUCCGGUGGCGCUCUCUUUUUUCCGGGGAGGCCGGAGACAAAACGCUGCCGGGGGACGUGACGGACGCGCUGCUGGACGGCCUGAGCCCCGAGACGCUCUACCACGUCUCCGUGGUCGCCACCUACGAGCGAGGAGACAGCGAGCCGCUGGCUGGACAGGAAACCACCGAUGGCUCCGCCGCCGCCAAGCGGCUGACGGUGAAGGACGAGACGGAGCGGUCCAUGAGGGUCUCCUGGACGCCGGCGCCGGGCAAGCUGCUCCACUACCGCCUCAAGUACUUCCCCGUGGGCGGAGGCAAGGAGACCGCGCUGAAGGUCCCCAGGACGAGCAGCUCCACCCUCAUGGGCCGCCUGCAGCCCAGCACCACCUACAACAUCUCCGUCCACCCCAUCUACAAGGGCAGGGAAGGCAAAGCAAGGCAAGGAGUAGGAACCACACUGUCGCCCUACAAGGCCCCCAGGAACCUCCAGACCUCGGAGCCCACCAAGACCAGUUUCAGGGUCUCCUGGGAUCCGGCACCCGGAGAGGUCCGAGGCUACAAAGUGACCUUUCACCCCGACGGGAACGACAUCGACCUCGGGGAGCUGCUGGUCGGGCCCUACGACAACACGGUGGUUCUGGAGGAGCUCAGGGCGGGGACAAAGUACUCGGUGGCCGUGUCCGGGAUGUUCGACGGGGGGGAGAGCAGGCCUCUGGCUGGAGAGGAGAAGACCACCUUCACAGAAGCCCCCGAGCCGCCCUCCAUCGACCCCUCAGAGGCCCAGUGUAGGACCACAGCGAGGGCCGACCUGGUGCUGCUGGUUGACGGCUCGUGGAGCAUCGGACGCAUCAACUUCAAAACCAUCCGCAGCUUCAUCGCCCGCAUGGUCAGCGUGUUCGACGUGGGGCCCGACCGCGUGCAGAUCGGUCUGGCUCAGUACAGCGGAGACCCCAAGACCGAGUGGCACCUGAACGCCCACCAGACCAAGACCUCCCUGCUGGAGGCCAUCGCCAACCUGCCCUACAAAGGAGGCAACACCAUGACAGGCAUGGCCAUGAACUUCAUCCUCCAGAACAACUUCCAACCCAACGUGGGGAUGCGGGACGACGCCCGGAAGAUCGGCAUCCUGAUCACGGACGGGAAGUCGCAGGACGAGAUCGUCUCCACCUCGCAGAAGCUGAGAGACAGCGGCAUCGAGCUCUACGCCAUCGGUGUGAAGAACGCCGACGAGAACGAGCUGAGGUCCAUCGCCUCCGACCCCGAAAAUAUCCACAUGUACAACGUCAAGGACUUCAAGUUCCUGGUGGACAUCGUGGACGAACUCACCGUCAACCUGUGCAACAGCGUCAAAGGCCCAGGGGGGGAGCUGGAGGCCCCCACCGACCUGGUGACCUCGGAGGUGACCCACCGCUCCUUCCGGGCCACCUGGACGGCGCCCGGCGGCCCCGUGGACAUGUACCGCGUCACCUACGCCACGGUGGAGGGAGGACCCACCGAGCAGCUGCUGGUCCAGGGCUCCAUGAACAGCGCGCUGCUGGAGGGCCUGAGCCCCCUGACGGCCUACACGCUCAGCGUCUACGCCGUGGUGGGCGAGGAGAGCAGCGAGCCCCUCAGAGGCAUCGAGACCACCUUGCCGCUGCCGGCCGCGACCGACAUGAAGGUCUUUGACCAGACCUCCGGCUCCAUGAAGGUCAGCUGGACCCGAGUGGACGGAGCCACCGGCUACAUGCUGCUGUACAGGUCCACCAACGCCACCGGGCCUCAGCUGGAGAACGAGAUUCGAGUUGGAGAUGUGACCGAGGUCCAGCUGGUGCAGCUGAUGUCCGACACCGAGUACUCCAUCUCGCUCUACGCGCUGCAUGGAGAAGCUGCCAGCGACCCUCUGGAGCGGCGAGGAGUCACCUUGCCGGUCCUUCCUGACGGAGUCCUGAGGAUCACGGACGUCACCCACAGCACCCUGAGGCUGUACUGGGACGCCGCGCCCGGCGCCGUCCGCAAGUACAUCAUCACCUACAAGCCGGAGGAAGGCGACCUGAAGGAGACGGAGGUCGACGGCGACGUCACCACGCUGGACCUGUCCAGCCUCGUCUCCCAAACCGAGUACGACGUGGCCGUCACGCCCUUCUACGACGAGGGGCCCGGCGUCCCCAUGCUGGGAACCGCCAUCACAGAUGUCGUUCCUGCUCCCAAGGACCUGCAGUUCUCUGAGGUGACCCAGACCUCCUUCAGGGCCUCCUGGCAGCACGGGGCCCCCGACGUGGCCCUCUACCGCAUCACCUGGACCAAGAAGGGGGGGCAGGAGCCUCAGUUUGCCAUCAUGAACAGAGACGAGACCUCCACCGUUCUGCCCAACCUGGACCCCGACACCGAGUACUUCGUCACCGUCACGGCCAUCUACCCCGACGAGGCGGAGAGCGAGGACCUGAUGGGGAACGAGCGCACACUGUUAAAGGCCCCGGAUGUGACGGCUCAGCCUCCUCGGAACUUGAGGAUUUUCAACGCGACCACGACCACGCUGGCGCUGAAGUGGGACUCCGCCCCCGGCGCCGUCCAGAACUACAAGAUCAGCUACAAGCCGCUCGCUGGAGGCGAGCCUCUCACGACGCAGGUCGGAGGGAAGAAGACCAGCGUCAUCCUGCAGAAGCUGGAUCCCGACACCAAGUACUUUGUCAGCGUGGCGGCCGUCUAUCCCACGGGGGUCCAGCGGGACAUCAGUGGGGAGGGACAGACCAAGCCUAUGGGCGGAGUGAGGAACCUGCAAGUGUUGAACCCCACCAUGACCACGCUGAACGUACGCUGGGAGCCUGCAGAGGGCCGAGUGAAGGAGUACAGACUCGUCUACGUACCUGCUGCCGGGGGAGCCGAGAGCAUGGAGACGGUGUCGGCAGGAACCAGCAGCACCGUCCUGAGAGGCCUGCAGCCCGACACGCUGUACUCCGUCUCUCUGGUGCCGGUCUACGCCAUCGGGGACGGGAAGACGGUGACUGAGAGCGGAAAGACACGGCCCUUGGGGGGGGUGAAGAGCCUGCGGGUGUCGGACCCCACCAUGACCUCCCUGGCCGUGACCUGGGACCCGGCGGACGGAGCCGUGCGCCUCUACAAGGUCUUCUUCAAGCCGACGGCCGGCGGGCGAGAGGAGAUGGAACAGGUCCCCGUGGGCACCACCAGCAUCAUCCUGAGGAACCUGAUGCCCGACACGCCGUACACGGUGUCGGUGCUGCCGGUGUACCCGGCCCGUGAGGGCAGGCGCCAGACGGAGAGCGGGAAGACGCUGCCUCUGAGCGGCGUGGCUGACAUGAGGGUGAGCGACCCGACCAUCACCACGCUCACCGUCACCUGGAACCCGGCCGACGGCAACGUGCAGGGCUACAAGGUGGUCUACACUCCUGCAGACGGAGGGCUGGAGAUCGUGGAACAAGUGUCUGAGAGCACCACCAGGACGGUCCUGGACAAGCUUCUGCCGGACACCCGCUACACCGUCACCGUGGUGCCCGUCUACGCGGAGGGGGACGGGCCCAGUCUGACCGACGUGGGGAGGACCAAGCCGCUGGGUUUCGCCAGGAACCUGCAGGUCACCGACCCCACCACCAGCACCCUGAACGUCCGCUGGGAGCCCGCCGAGGGGAAAGUACGCGAGUACAUCGUGAGCUGGGUGCCUGCUGCUGGAGGAGAGCAGGAGGUGGACCAGGUUUCUGGAACCAGCAGCUCCACCGUCCUGAAGGACCUGCAGCCCGACACCGAGUACAGCGUCACCGUGGUGCCGGUCUACGAGGAGAUGGAGGGCCUGUCGCAGUCACAGAACGGGAAGACCAAUCCUCUGGGGGGGGUGAAGAACCUGCAGGUGAUCGACCCGACCACCAGCACUCUGACGGCCCGCUGGGACCCCGCGGUGGGCAACGUCCGCACCUACAAGGUCUUCUACGCCGCCCAACCGGGAGGAGAGCAGCGCAUGGAGGAGGUGUCGGGAGGCACCACCACCACCACCCUGAGGAACCUGGAGUCGGACACGGUGUACAGCGUGGCCGUGGUUCCCGUCUACCCGGACGUGGAGGGCAUCCGGCAGGCGGAGACGGGAAAGACGAAGCCUCUGGGUGGAGUGAGGAAUCUUCAGGUGACCGACCCCACCACCAACUCUCUGAGGGUGCGCUGGGAGCCGGCCGAGGGCGACGUCAGGCAGUACCAGGUCUUCUACGUCCCCACCGCGGGGGGGGCCGACGGCGUGACUCAGGUGUCCGGGAUGUCCACCAACACGGUGCUGAGGGACCUGCGUCCGGACACCGAGUACAACGUCACGCUGGUGCCCGUCUACUCCGACGUGGAGGGGAAACGCAUGUCGGAGAGCGGCAAGACAAAGCCUCUGGGCGGAGUCAAGAGCCUCCAGGUGACCGACCCCACCACCAGCUCCCUCAAGGUGCGCUGGGAGCCGGCGGAGGGCAACGUCCGCCAGUACCGCCUCUUCUACGUCCCCUCAGCAGGAGGCGCAGAGGACAUGGAGCAGGUGUCAGGCGGCACCACCAACACCGUCCUGAGGAACCUGCUGUCGGACACCCCCUACACCGUGACCGUGGUCCCCGUCUACCCCGAGGGAGAAGGUCUGCGCCAGUCCGACGACGGGAAGACACUCCCACGCACGCCUCCAAGGAACAUCCAGGUGUACAACCCCAGCGCCAGCAGCCUGAACGUGCGCUGGGAGCCGGCCUCGGGGCAGGUCCAGCAGUACCGGGUGGCCUACUCCUCCGUGAGGGGGGUCAGACCCUCCGAGUCGGUCAUGGUUCCAGGAAACGUCAACAACGCCUUCCUGGACAACCUGAUCCCAGACACUCUCUACUCGGUCAGCGUCUCGGCUCUGUAUGCCGACGGAGAGGGAUCGCCAGUCAAGGACAACGGAAAGACACUGCCGCGCGCCGGGCCCCGGAACAUGCGUGUGUUCGAUCCCACCACCAGCUCCCUCACCGUCGGCUGGGACCACGCCGAGGGACCCGUGAGGCAGUACAGGAUCGCCUACGCCCCCCUGACCGGAGACCCCAUCACCGAGUUCACGCUGGUUCCAGGGAACAGGAAUAACGCCAUGCUGCAGAAUCUGCUCCCCGACACCCCGUACAACAUCACCGUGGAGGCCAUCUACGCAGAGGGCCCCGGGGGGUCCCUCAAUGGCAACGGACGCACAGUGGCGAUGCUGAGUCCCAGGAACCUCAGAGUCUCAGAUGAGUGGUACACCAGGUUCAGAGUGGCCUGGGACCCCGUGGCGGCCCCUGUGCAGGGAUACAGACUCACCUACACCCCCGCAGGCACUAACCGGCCCGUGGACUUCUUCGUUGGUGACGUGACCUCCUACACGCUGCACAACCUGCAGCCCGGCACCCCCUACGACCUCAAGGUGGUGGCUCAGUACGUCGGCGGGACCAGCAGCCCGCUGGCCGGCCAGGGGACGACCCUCUACCUCAACGUGACCCACAUUGAGACGCACAACAUCGACCACGACAGGUUCUGCAUCAAGUGGACUCCUCACCGCGCCGCCACGUCGUACCGCAUCAAGCUCCUCCCCCUCGACCCCUCCAGCAAAGGGCAGCAUGAGAUCACCAUCCCCGCUGGCCUCCCCCAGUACUGCUUCGACGGACUGUCCCCCGACGCCCUGUACACCGCCAGCGUCUUUGUUCAGACCCCCAACCUGGAGGGCCCGGGGGUCAGCGCCAAGGAGAGGACACUGGUGAAGCCGACUCCGGUUCCAACGCUCCCGCCGACCCCGUCCCCCCCGCCCACCGUGCCCCCGGCGUGGUCAAUCUGCCGAGGAGCCAAAGCCGACGUGGUGUUCCUCAUCGACGGCUCCUGGAGCAUCGGAGAGGAGAGCUUCACCAAAGUCCUGAGCUUCGUCUCCGGCAUGAUCUCCGCCUUCGAUGUGAUCGGCCCGUCGGGGAUGCAGGUGUCCUUUGUGCAGUACAGCGACGAAGCAAAGACGGAGUUCAGGCUGAACGCCUAUCAGGACAAAGGCGUCGCCAUGACAGCGCCUCACCACAUCCGCUACCGGGGGGGCAACACCAAGACAGGAGUGGCGCUGAAACACACCUACGAGAAGGCCUUCUCCGUGGAGAACGGGAUGAGGAGGAACGUCCCCAAGGUCUUGGUGACCAUCACCGACGGGCGCUCUCAGGACGAAGUGAAGACGAAGGCCGCCAAGCUGCAGCACGCAGGUUACAGCGUCUUCGCCAUCGGCGUGGCCGACGUGGACUUCGUGGAGCUGCAGGAGAUCGGCAGCAAACCCAGUGAGCGGCACGUCUUCGUGGUGGACGACUUUGACGCCUUUGACACCAUCAAAGAGAACCUGAUCACCUUCAUCUGCGAGACCGCCACUUCCUCGUGUCCCCUGAUCUUCCUCAAUGGAUUCACUUCCCCUGGGUUCCGGAUGCUGGAGGCCUUCAACCUGACGGAGAAGACCUACGGGUCGGUGCGAGGCGUCUCCAUGGAGCCGGGCUCCUUCAACAGCUUCGCCGCCUACCGCCUCCACAAAGACGCCUUCCUGAGCCAGCCGACCACGGAGAUCCACCCUGACGGUCUCCCCCCCUCCUUCACCCUCAUCCUGAUGAUCCGCCUGCUGCCCGACUCGCCGCUCGAGGCCUUCGACAUCUGGCAGGUGGCCAGCAAAGACCACAAGCCCGAGACCGGGGUCACGCUGGACCCCUCCAGCCAGACGCUGUCCUUCUACAACAAGGACGUGCGCGGUGAGAUCCAGAAAGUGACCUUCGACAACGACCGGGUGAAGAGGAUCUUCCACGGGAGCUUCCACAAGCUGCACAUCCUGGUGUCCUCCACCGGGGUCAAGCUCAACAUCGACUGCCAGGAGGUGGCUGAGAAGGAGCUGAAGGAGGCCGGGAACACGUCCAGCGACGGGUACCAGGUCCUGGGCAGGAUGUCCAGGUCCACCGGCUCCAGAGGGGAGUCGGCCACGUUCCAGCUCCAGAUGUUCGACCUGGUGUGCAGCUUGGGCUGGACCAGCAGGGACAGAUGUUGCGACCUCCCAUCCAUGAGAGACGAGCUGAAGUGUCCGUCUCUUCCGAACUCCUGCAGCUGCACGUCGGCGGGCACCGGGCCCCCAGGCCCCCAGGGACCCGUGGGGGGCCCCGGCAGCAAAGGUCCUCGAGGUGAAAGAGGAGAGGCUGGUCCUGUGGGCCCAGUCGGGCCUCGUGGAGACAACGGACCACCGGGGCCCAUGGGUCUGCGCGGCCCUCAAGGACCCAUCGGCCUGUCGAUUCCAGGAGAAGCUGGCCGCCCCGGACCAAAGGGAGACGGCGGUGACUCCGGCCUGCCGGGACAGAAGGGUUCUCCGGGCCCUCGUGGUUCCUCCGGCCCCAUCGGACCAGCCGGCGUGCGGGGCCCCCCGGGGAAGGACGGAUCGGCGGGACCCCGAGGCCCCACGGGGCCCAUGGGACCUCCAGGAUCUCCCGGAGCGCCGGGCGGCGGAGGACAACCCGGAAACCCCGGAGACACCGGUACCCCUGGCUCUGUGGGUCCAAAGGGAGACAAGGGGGAGAGGGGCGACUUCGCUCCUCAGAACAUGAUGCGGUCCAUCGCCAGACAGGUGUGCGAGCAGCUGGUCAGCGCGCAAAUGUCCCGCGUGGACACGCUGCUGAACCAGAUCCCCAACGCCAUUCACCGCAGCAACAACCCGGGCCCAGCGGGGCCCCCGGGGGCCACCGGCAGGCAGGGGCCGCGCGGAGAGCCCGGCGCCCCGGGAAGGAGCGGUUUCCCCGGAAAUUCAGGACCACCGGGUCAGCCGGGAGAGAGAGGCCUCGCGGGGGAGAAGGGUGAGCGAGGCUCGUCCAUCGAGGGACAGAAAGGACCGAGAGGAGCUGCCGGUCCACCAGGAGAAAGCAGAACAGGACCCCCGGGCCCCUCCGGCGCCGCCGGCCCGCGCGGCCCCCCUGGGCGUCCAGGCUACGCCGGAGUCCGCGGCCCCCCCGGAGCUCCGGGAUACUGCGACUCCUCCCAGUGUGUCGGCAUCCCGUACAACGGGCAGGGCUACGGGGGCCGGUACCCGCCAGAACCCGACAGCCCGCCCCCCCCGGGCCCCGAGGAGGACGACGAGGAGUCCCAGCGCCGCCGCCGCCGCAAGAGGUCGCUACCCAGAAAGCCCUCCAGCGGGCUCACGCCAUAAAACCCCCCCUGCACUCCCCCCCCCACCCCCCCGGUUCUCCUCUCUGUGGUUUUAAUGUCUGCUCGUUGUACACACACAUGAAAAAAGGGGGUUCGACACCUCGACUUUAUUGGAAAACACCUUCAAACGUCUUCAAACGUAUGUGAAUAUUCAUUUUCAGGGUUUGGGAGGAGGGGGGGUCAGAGGGGGGGGGUCAGGGAACAAGGCACAACAAACCUCAACGAUCCAUGAAACAACAAAAGAACCAGC
Pungitius pungitius (ninespine stickleback) is the source of this 11531-nucleotide messenger RNA. RefSeq names its product collagen, type XII, alpha 1b (gene col12a1b). NCBI's taxonomy places the organism in Eukaryota, Metazoa, Chordata, Actinopteri, Perciformes, Gasterosteidae. Gene Ontology annotation, molecular function: protein binding. The transcript has 78 exons. The record is from RefSeq and is a predicted model, not a curated record. Bases 333 to 11282 code for a protein of 3649 amino acids.